AUGUUCAAAGCUUGGCUGAGAGAAUUACCCGAUGAGCUUUUCCCCAAAGAAACACAAGCCAUGAUCGCCGAGAAAUGUGAGGGCGCAACCACUGCUCCACAGAUGCUCAAAGAUGAGCUUUCAAAGCUACCCCCAUAUCAUUACUACCUUCUCUUCGCCAUCACAUGUCACUUGAAUCUUCUGCAUUCCUAUGUUGAUCAAAACAAGAUGAGCUACCCCAAUCUCUGCAUCUGCUUCCAACCUUGCAUGAAGAUAGAUGCCUUCUGUUUUAACUUUCUUGUCUGUGAUUGGAAAAACUGUUGGCAGGGCUGCUGGACAGAGAAGGAAUAUCUUGAGAUCGAAAAGGGAAUGGACGAAAAAGAAAGAUUAGCGCAUACAAAACAGGAUACUGAUAUGAGAACGCCCCAGUCGAAAACCACCGUUCAGUUUUGA
Messenger RNA from Aspergillus oryzae RIB40, 432 nucleotides. RefSeq names its product Rho GTPase-activating protein. The transcript is spliced from 2 exons. The record is from RefSeq and is a predicted model, not a curated record. NCBI's taxonomy places the organism in Eukaryota, Fungi, Ascomycota, Eurotiomycetes, Eurotiales, Aspergillaceae. The coding region runs from base 1 to 432 and encodes 143 amino acids. Gene Ontology annotation, biological process: regulation of GTPase activity; signal transduction. Gene Ontology annotation, cellular component: cytoplasm.